GUUUUUCCUUUCAAUAAAUUCUUUUUUUUUUUUCUUUCUUCUUUGUUUUGAGGGGGAAAAGUAGAUAUUGUUAAUAAAUUUUUAUUGUUUCCUGUGUAUUUGAAUCUCUUUCUUCAUGGGUAAUUUAAGAAAGCUUUCUUUGACCAUUAUCGUUGCAUGGUUUACUCUAUUUCAAGGACUUUUGGUUUCUGUUAAUGGUCAUUUUAAUUACAAGGAAGCCCUGAGUAAGUGCAUUAUUUUCCUAGAAGCACAAAGAUCAGGAAAAUUACCACCAAAUAAUAGAGUUCCUUGGAGAGGAGAUUCUGCCCUGGACGACGGUAAACUUGCAAAUGUAGACCUUGCAGGGGGAUAUUAUGACGCAGGAGACAAUGUGAAAUAUGGAUUGCCAAUGGCUUUUACAAUAACAACCCUAGCAUGGGGUGCUAUUGCUUAUCAUAAAGAGUUAGAAUCAGCCGGUGAACUGGAAAAUGUUAGAGCCGGUGUGCAAUGGGGUACAGAUUAUUUCCUAAAAGCUUCUUGUAAACGCAACCGUUUAUAUGUGCAGGUGGGAGACCCGGAAAAGGAUCAUCAAUGUUGGGUUAGACCAGAAAAUAUGAAGACACCAAGGACUGUUUUACAAAUUGACGAUCAUUGUCCUGGAACAGAAAUUGCAGCAGAAACUGCAGCUGCUAUGGCUGCUGCUUCUAUGGUUUUUAGACCUGUAAAUCGUACUUAUUCCCGUUGUCUCCUCAACAAGGCCAAAUCGCUUUUCAAAUUUGCUAAAUCACAUAAAGGAACCUAUGAUGGAGAAUGCCCCUUCUAUUGCUCUUUCUCCGGCUACAAUGAUGAGCUAAUGUGGGCAGCAACUUGGCUAUAUAUGGCUAGCAAGAAAGACGAGUAUUUGCGCUAUGUUUUGGAUGAAUCUAUUAAUGCUAAUGUUGCUGAGUUUAGCUGGGACCUUAAAUAUGCUGGAGCACAAAUUCUACUCUCUAAGUUCUUCUUUCAAGGAGAGGGAGGUUUAGCCGCUCAAAAAAAUGGAGCUGACAGUUUUGUAUGUUCAGUUCUUCCCGAUAGCCCUUACCAUCAAAUAUAUAUGACCCCAGGUGGUGUUCUUCACUUGCGAGAUGGAGCCAACACUCAAUAUGUUACUGCUACUGCUAUGUUGCUAAGUGUCUACAGUGACUACCUCAAACACUUCGAUCAAAAGGUCUGUUGCGGAGACAGGCAAAUUGACCACACCUGCCUUAUGAACUUUGCCAAGAAACAGAUGGAUUACUUGCUAGGGGACAACCCACAAAAAAGAUCGUACAUGGUCGGGUUUGGACACAAUCCACCAACAGAACCACACCAUAGAGGAGCUUCAGUUCCAAUGUGUGACGCAAAUCUUGAAGUGCCUUGCCCUAUGAGUUUUGUGAACUGGUUCAAUAAACCUGGGCCAAACCCUAAUGAGCUAACCGGAGCCUUUGUUGGUGGACCGGACAAACAUGACGGCUUCGUCGACAAACGGUCAAGUUCAACGUAUACUGAACCAUGUACUUACGUUAAUUCUAUUGCUGUUGGAGUUCUGGCAAAGCUGGCAGCGCAUCAUGCCUAAAAUGCGGCUCCUCCAAUUUAUUUCAUCUUGGGUAUGAAAAUUGUUGGAGUUAAUUAUGUGUAUAUCAUUUCAAUUCUUUGGUGUAGAAGGUUAAGGGAAUUUUUGCAAGCAAAAUGCAAAAUUAUUUUAUUUAUGGUGUAUCCAAAACGAUUUAAAUGGAUUUUGCUUGCUUCAUCAAAUGUGCUAAUCUUCAUUUUAUUUAAUAUCGCACUAUUUUUUUA
Molecule: messenger RNA, 1794 nt
Organism: Jatropha curcas
Lineage: Eukaryota; Viridiplantae; Streptophyta; Magnoliopsida; Malpighiales; Euphorbiaceae
Gene: GH9A4
Product: glycosyl hydrolase 9A4
Biological process (GO): carbohydrate metabolic process
Molecular function (GO): hydrolase activity, hydrolyzing O-glycosyl compounds
Source: RefSeq, a predicted model, not a curated record